This is a messenger RNA of Argiope bruennichi, 3676 nucleotides long. Its product is annotated as myotubularin-related protein 3-like. The coding region runs from base 530 to 3301 and encodes 923 amino acids. Gene Ontology annotation, molecular function: protein phosphatase binding; phosphatidylinositol-3,5-bisphosphate 3-phosphatase activity. Gene Ontology annotation, biological process: dephosphorylation; regulation of autophagy. The transcript is spliced from 14 exons. NCBI's taxonomy places the organism in Eukaryota, Metazoa, Arthropoda, Arachnida, Araneae, Araneidae. The record is from RefSeq and is a predicted model, not a curated record.
UAUUUGUAUAAGGAUGUUGGCGGUUUCGCAUCGCAAAACUGAAAACAAGAUCAUUUUUCUAUGUAUCCUGAAAGAAAUGAUGUAAAUUACUUUCGUUUUUGAUUUCUUUCUUGUGAAAGUAGAAUUAUUUCUAUUUCCCGAACGAUUGCUGAUAUUUCUAUCUUACAGAGCUGCAAUUUUAAUUAACUUUUUUUAGUCAACUCAAGAGGUUUUUAAAUUCUAUAGUGGUUGUGUCCGCCAUGUUUUCACCACCAAAUAUUAAGUUCUACUUUUUGCGAAGUUUUUAAGUUUGUGUGCAUAAUGAUUUUAAUCUGCUGAAUUGUGCUGUCAAAGAUAUUUGAAAUCGUUUGCGAUAUUAAUAGUGUUUGAAGUGAUUGAAAAGUGGAGCGUUUUCUACGUAUACAUACAUGGCAAGAUUCGUAAUUGAUAAAAGCGAAGAAACGUAAAUAUCAUUGACAUUGCCCUAGAAGUUGUUUAGCAUCAACUGUAAAUUUUUUUUUUCUUCUGUAAAAUAUAGGCAUCUAUCAAAAUGGAUGAAACUAGCUUGGAGGUUGUGCAGGCUUCAGAAAUGUAUCCUAAGCAAUCGUUUACUGCAGAUGAUGGUGAAACAGCUAUUCCUUUUACUCUUUUGAGUGGUGAAAAUCCAAUAUUCAAAGGACAUUCCUCUUAUGGUGUGAUUGUUAUUACUAACUACAGGUUUUAUCAGUCGGAAGGACCGUACAUUAAUAUUCCUUUGGGUCUUAUAGAUUCAGUUGAUUGUAGAGAAAUCAUUUAUCUUUGUAUAUAUUGUAAAGAUGCACAAACUUUCAGAUGUACUUUUGAUAAUACUGAUGAUAUACGCAAGUGGUUAGAAAGGAUCCAAAGUUGUAUCAAGAUGCCCGAAAAGAUUGAUCAGUGUUUUGCCUUUCGUUUUUUGUCUUGGACACGGGAGGAACAAAAAGAAGCACUUAUGUCUCAGUCUACAACUCAGCUUGAAGUGUUAAAGGAUCAGCCUCCUGAUAAUACACUACGGGAAGCUCAAAGAAUGGGUUUUGAUCUACAGCAUGUAUGGAAGAUUAGUAAAAUCAAUGAAAAUUACAAAUUCUGUCCUAGUUAUCCCCGUUAUAUAAUUCUUCCUGCGAUAAUGAAUGAUUCGGAAUUGUUGGAUUUGGCUAAUUAUCGAUGUUCAAGGCGAAUACCAGCUGUUGUGUGGAGGCAUCCCCGAAAUGGUUGUGUUAUAGCACGUUGCAGUCAGCCAAGGCUUGGCAUUUUGAGUUGGCGAAAUCAAUAUGAUGAGAAGCUACUAGAUGCUAUUGUUUCAGCUUGUACUGCCGAUAAAGAAGAGACAAGGUUAAAAAGACCUGUUGCGAAUGAAACGGAUUCAGACUUGUCAAUGUCUUUUGAUCAAGAUUCCAUAGGAAUACCCGAGAAAAAGAGACUUCUAAUUGUGGAUGCACGAUCCUUUACAGCUGCUUUUAGCAACAGAACAAAAGGUGGUGGUUAUGAAUCUGCUAGUUACUAUGAAAAUUGUGAUGUGACUUACAUGAAUUUGGUUAAUAUUCAUUAUAUACGUAGUAGUUUUGCUGCUCUGAGAACCCUUUCAUCCUUGACUGAUGACAACAAUUGGCUUUCAACUCUUGAAAAUACCAAAUGGCUACAUUAUAUUUCGGCUUUGCUGAGAGCUGCAUUGGUAGUUGUAAAUGCUGUUGAAGUGGAAGAAAGGCCGGUACUUGUACAUUGUUCUGAUGGGUGGGACAGGACACCACAGAUUGUAGCAUUGGCUGAGAUAAUGCUGGAUCCAUAUUAUAGAACAAAAAAGGGUUUUCAGGUCCUUGUAGAACGAGAGUGGCUGGAGUUUGGUCACAAGUUUGCUGAUCGAUGUGGAAAUCCUGGUGGUGUUGAUGACAAAAAUGAAAAAUGUCCAGUAUUCCUGCAAUGGUUGGAUUGUGUUUAUCAGCUUUUGAAACAGUUUCCUUGCCACUUUGAAUUUAAUGAGCAAUAUUUAACACGCUUGGUACUUCAUACUUAUUCUUGUCUUUUUGGCACAUUUUUAUGUAAUACUGAAGAAGAGAGAAAAAACCACAGUGUGCCUUUAAGGACAUUUUCUAUAUGGCCUGUGUUGCAUGACAAAUGUCAGUUUCAUAAUUAUCUAUAUAAUCUUAGUACUGAGGUUUUAAGACCAUCUUGUCAAAUCAGGUGCCUGAAAUUCUGGAAUGAAGUAUAUGUUCCAAAUAGUUCAGUUGGCCUUGGUAAACCAACUGUUCCUCCUGUAGAAGAGCCAGAACCAGACUUGGUUGAAAGCAUACCAGAAAAAACAAAUCUAGUGAAAACUAAAUCUUGUGAUGACAUUCACAGUGCGGAACAUUUAGAGACCUUACAUAGGCGGAAAAGUGACCCAAAUCUUAUAGAAAACUCUUUCACAGAAUCCGUUGCUUGUUCGCAAUUAUUGGACUUAAAUAAAGAAGUAAUGUGUGAUUCAGAUACUGUUGAACCUCCACUUCCUUUUAAAUAUUUGGAGGAAGAUAUAGAUGUGCCUACUUGUGAAAGGACAGAUGAUGAAAUAGGUGACAUAGUUAAUUCAAAUCUUGUUCUCAGACAUCCUGCCAUUGAUGGCUCUACCGAUACAUUAGUCAGUGAAAGUGGAGCACUGAUUCAAGAACAGCAGGGAAGUAAAAAUAUCUCUAAAGAAUUAUUCGAUGCCUCUCUAGAUUUAAAAUCUGUAUGUGACACUAGUACCGACACAAGUGAUUUGCCAGUUUCUCUCGAGGACGUUUUGUUAUUUGUUACAAAUCAUGCUAGCCUUACAGAUAACAGGCUUUCCAGCUUUCCUAGCUGGUAUCAAGAUGUGAAUGAAGCUCGUAUGAGUAGCAAGAAGAAUGAUCAUUCCAACUCUUGCAGCUGUAGCUAUGCUACCCCAAAUCAUUCACGUACUCCAAGCUCCGGCUUUCCUGCAACCCCCUGUGAUGACUCCAGUGAUUUGCCAAAUCUAAAAAAGGAUUCUCAUCUCUGUCAAAUCAUGGAAUUUGAUGGACUAAACAUACUACCAGAUUAUAUUCAAGAUCGAAUCAAAAAGCUUAUUUUGCACUAUAAGAAUAAAGUUGGAAAUCUAAAUACCCAACUGUCUGAAUUACGAUUAGAGUUCCUCCAGCAUAUAUGCCGUCACUAUCAAGGAAAAGAAGGCCGUUGUAGAUUGGAUGAAGAUGCUCCAUCUUUGGCAGAUUCUGCUUCUAGUGGUGAUCAUCAGGUGGAAAGUGAGGGUUCUGAAAGUAGCUGGGAUUUACUCUAUUCAUCCGAUCAUGGAGCGACAGGAGUUGGCAUGUAAAUGAGUUUCGUGCCUGCCACUACUCCAAUGCAUAUGGAAAAACAUCAUACUUCACUAAGACACAAGCAUGACUUGCUUCUCAAAGGAUCCUCUUCUUUCCUGUCAAGAAAAUAGAAUCUUAAUUGCCUUUAGUCUUAGUUGGGGUUGAUUUCUCUGUACCAAUCCAAAUGUUGCUUUCUAAUCAAGGUUUCAGUAAACUCAAGCUGCACCUCCAAUACUUGUUGUUGGUGUGUUAUUUUUGUUAUGUCCAAACUGAUAUACAUAUGUUUAGUUUUUAUUUAUGUUUCGUUUUGAAAUUCUAUUUUGUUCAAGUAUCCCAUAAGCACUUUGUGUCUCUUGUUUUUAUGUGUGAUAUUAAAGAGUAAUUUGUUGGAA